Chelmon rostratus (copperband butterflyfish) is the source of this 2561-nucleotide messenger RNA. RefSeq names its product RAB28, member RAS oncogene family (gene rab28). Lineage: Eukaryota; Metazoa; Chordata; Actinopteri; Chaetodontiformes; Chaetodontidae. The coding region runs from base 335 to 1000 and encodes 221 amino acids. Gene Ontology annotation, molecular function: GTP binding; GTPase activity. The transcript has 7 exons. The record is from RefSeq and is a predicted model, not a curated record. Gene Ontology annotation, cellular component: Golgi apparatus; endosome.
UUCCGGUUCUGAUCUUUUCCCGUGAAGGCAAAGGGCUUCGCGGCGAUAUUGAAAAUAUCUGCAAGCUGACAUGCCACGUCGCGGCCUCCGGUUUGUUUUCUGGUGGCGUUUACCCCAGUUUUAACCGAUAAUCAGUACUCGUCGAGUUAACAGUGAGUGAGUGGAUCGUGCCCAGCAGAGCAACAGUGUUAGUAGAGUCAAAAUGGCGUCUGCCUGGCCGCUCCACUGUCGUCUAAUCCAUCUGUGAUUAGCCUGACACCGAGAUUCAGCAACUUGUGACUCUUUUCUAGUACUUCGGUUUUUCACAGACAGAGUCGGGGCACAUUUUAACGACAUGUCGGACUCGGAGGACGACAGCCAGGACAGGCAGCUUAAAAUUGUAGUGAUUGGAGACGGUGCGUGUGGGAAGACAUCACUCGCCACCAGGUUUGCGCAGGAGGCCUUUGGGAAGCAGUACAAACAAACCAUCGGCCUGGAUUUCUUUCUGAAGAGAAUAAGCCUUCCAGGCAAUUUGAACGUGACCCUGCAGGUGUGGGACAUUGGAGGUCAAACGUUAGGAGGGAAAAUGCUGGACAAAUAUGUAUACGGAGCUCAUGGGGUUCUCCUGGUCUACGAUAUUACCAACCACCAGAGCUUUGAGAAUCUGGAGGAUUGGUUCAGCAUGGUGAAGAAGGCCAACGAGGAAUCUGAUAUCCAGCCUGUUGUCUCCUUGAUUGGAAACAAAGUCGACCUGGAGCACAUGAGGACAGUGAAGGCUGACAAACACCAGCGUUUCUGCCAAGAGAAUGGCCUCAUCAGUCAGUUUGUAUCGGCCAAGACAGGGGACUCGGUGUACCUUUGUUUCCAGAGAGUGGCUGCUGAGAUUCUUGGUGUAAAGCUAAACAAAGCAGAAAUAGAGCAGUCCCAGCGUGUGGUGAAAGCAGACAUCGUGAACUACAGUCAGGACACCGUGGCCAGGACAGUCAACCCCCCUCGCAGCUCCAUGUGUGUGGUGCAGUGACCCCGUCCAACACACACACACACACACACACACACACACACACAAACACAAACACACACACUUAAAAAUGUAAAAUUGUCUUCAGUCAGUAUUUCUCUUUCAGGAUUUUUGGGGUGACUGGAUGAAAUGUGUUCAGGGUGUGUUCUCUGUAUUCCUGUGUGUCAGUUGUAUGGGUGAGAUGAAGAACAGACUGCGUGGUUUCGAGGCCUUGGCCUGUAGUUUGGAUAUUUAGCAGGAGCGAUUUUUUUGGGCGGUUCACCAAAAAAGCAAACGGGACCUCCACUUUUUCAAGUUUACACGCAGCUAUCAUUUUAUUUCUAUGAUUCAUCUUAAAUAAAUAUAUUUGAGCGAUUGCUUGAUUUAUGUGUUAGAAUGACGCUGGUUGUUUGAAGGAGAAAGACAACUGCUGUAAUCAAUCACUUUGGUCAUUUCAGAUAUUUUUAUAUAUAAGUACAGUAUAUUUUCCUCUGCCAUUGCUGUUAGGUAGGUUUGUUUCAAUGAUUAGAUAAGCUCCAGUAUAUUUCUGAAGAUAACACCAUCAACACCUGUCCAAUCUCUGUCCCUACAACUGCAAAGUGGAUCAGUGUAAGAGUUAAUGGGACAUAAACAGGGAGGUGAACCCAAACGCUCUCUCAUAUGUUUGUUUGUGAUAUUCUUUCAUGUCUGUGGUGCUCCUCAGUUAAACAGGAGGGAAAUAGGCAUUAAAAUGCUGUAGUAAAAUGAAUCUGUUUUCAAUUUGCCAAUUAGAGGCUCACACUAGCAGUGCUGUGAUGUGAACUGUGUACUGUUUUUUUCCAUAGAAAUAUUUCAAUUUUGCAAUCUUAAAUCAGGAUUUGCAUUUUAUAUUCUUUGUUCUUCAGAUUAUAUUCAAAUAGCAUCUCCGUUCUCCACACGUUUCUUCUUCUACAGUCUUCAUUUGCAUUUUGAUCAUUUAGCUUUACAUUUUCACAUCAUGUGACAUUCCUGGGUUCGUCCUGUUAGAGGACAGUUCAGAUGCCGGGUUGAUAAAGUGUUGAUCGAUGAAUAUGACUCAGGAAGGAAGUAGCUGAGAGUCAAGCUGAGUGUGACCUGAAGUGAAUGAUGUACAACAUUUAAGUAGAGGUCUCCACAUAGCCUUAUUCAACUGUCCGUUAUAGAACAGAAGUUUGCAUUGAAGAAUGGCUAUGAGGCAUGAAAUGCUUCAUAGGAUCUUCAUUUUGACCACAUUUUAAGAGCCUGUUUGACAGUGUGUAUUGUUAGAGACAGCCGAGAUACUGUCCGUUUAACCAGUUUUGUUAGACUUGUUUCUACAUGAUAGUACAUGUUGGCAUGAUGGGUUUUAAUGUUGUGUCCACCUACUGAAAUAUCUGCCAUAUGUUCAAAUAUGUGUUUGUACAAUAAAGGCAACCUCCGCUCCAUUUCAAAGCUCCUUUCAUUGAUUAGAAAUGAUCAGAAUGCAUCCUGUAAAUUCUGAUCAUGUAAAGAAAAUGUACGCUUCAAAAAACAAGAAUGUACAGUUUAAAGUGAAUGUUUAGUUGACCUCUUACAGCGACACAGUUUUGUGUUUCUAAAUAAAAAUGCU